Messenger RNA from Stomoxys calcitrans (stable fly), 5064 nucleotides. RefSeq names its product protein phosphatase Slingshot (gene ssh). Gene Ontology annotation, molecular function: actin binding; protein tyrosine/serine/threonine phosphatase activity. Gene Ontology annotation, biological process: protein dephosphorylation; actin cytoskeleton organization; negative regulation of actin filament polymerization. Gene Ontology annotation, cellular component: cytoplasm. The transcript has 9 exons. The record is from RefSeq and is a predicted model, not a curated record. Lineage: Eukaryota; Metazoa; Arthropoda; Insecta; Diptera; Muscidae. Bases 631 to 4917 code for a protein of 1428 amino acids.
GUGUGUGUGUGGAGAAGAAAAAACUAUUUUUCUUUUAUUAGAAGUAAAACCUCGAGUAAUUUACGAAUAAUAAUUGCAAUAACAUUUUAAAAAUUUCUUAUUUAUAACGCGCAUUAAGGUCAUCAAAGUGUCAACGUGCACUGUUUAUACAUCUUUUCCACAAACUCGUGCAUUUUCCUCAGUUUUAUUUAUCUGAAGUUUUCAUAAAGGAAUAAUCAUAUUAAAUUAUUUUUUUGACAUAUAAUAAACAAACAAAAGUCACCGAUGCUAUUUGCCAACAAUAACUAAAUAAAUUUGUCAAAUUAUGGAAAGCUAGUGUUUAUGCAACUGCGGGAAAAUUAAUAAAAAUGAUUUUGUGCAACAAAUGUGGUAAACGUUGUAGAGUCGUGCCGUGUAAAAAAAAUCUGUGCAAAAUAUAUUGAAGGAAACGAGACGAGAAAUAAAGUGUGUUGUGUGUAUAGAAGCCGUUGCUGUGGCAAAAAGCAAAUAUUGCAAGAAGGAAAAAUAAAACAAGGAAAUCCGCAGGCAGGGCGACAACGGCCAACGACGUUGUUCCAUAGAGAAGAAAAAAGAAGCAGAGCAGUAAUAUUUGGAGACAAAGGAGUUUAGGAGCUACUACGGCUAUUGAAAAUGGCUUUGGUGACAGUGCAGCGUUCGCCAAGUGUCACUGGUUCACCCCAAUGUUCGAAUUCGGACAGCGAAGCAGAUGAAGAGGAGGGUAGCAAACAAGAAAAAAGUGAAUGUUUCUUUGCUGGCAAAGGUACCGCAUUAGUAUUAGCGCUUAAAGAUAUUCCACAAUAUUCUGAACGUCGCCUGAGCACGGAUUCAAUAAGAUCAACAAAUAGCACACAAAGUAAUAAUUCCGAUAUACAACACCAUUUGCAGUCCAUGUUUUACUUGCUGCGUCAUGAGGAAACACUUAAAAUGGCUGUAAAGCUUGAAUCACAACGUGCAAAUCGCACACGUUAUAUUGUAAUUGCAUCACGAUGUUGCUAUCGUUCGACAACCACCGAAAGACGCAAUAAAAUAACGCGUCACAAUUCAGCUAGAAUGUCAUCGUCAUCAUGCCUAUUAUCCUCAGCCACAGGAACUGCAUCAACGGUAAGCGCUGCGUCAACGGCGGGGGGCUUGGGAACAGCCCGCCAGCUGUCAAUGGACAGUAGCAGAGUCUCGACACAACAACAACUGCAGCAGAUAGACGAUAGCUGGGUGGAGAUGCGUAAUAAACGUUUGUCGAAUAGUACAACUACGAAUCGUCAAAGUCUGAAAUGUGAUGUUUCCGCAAAGUUGUGUGCUUCUGGUGAUAGUAAAAAUAGUAAUGCCCUAACACAAAACUCAACUGCCAAUACAAAUAUAAUGAUUUCUUUAAAUUCGGCCACACAAGAGAACGUUUCUAAUCAAGAUUAUGUAGGUGUUGAGGAAUCCUGUUUGCUUGGUAUUGACUAUAACGAGCGCGCAACCAUUGGUUUGGUUGUGCCUAUUUUAGCAGAUACUACCAUUCACCUGGAUGGCGAUGGUGGAUUCAGCGUGUCUGUUUACGGCAAGACUCAUAUUUUUAAGCCAGUUUCAGUGCAAGCAAUGUGGUCGGCGUUGCAAACUUUACAUAAAGUCUCCCAAAAGGCUCGUGAGAAUAAUUUUUAUCCUGGUGGCCCAUCGCAUGAUUGGUUGUCUUUUUACGAAAGUCGCAUAGAAUCGGAGCAAUCAUGUUUGAACGAAUGGAAUGCUAUGGAUUCACUGGAGAGUCGUCGACCCCCUUCACCAGAUGCCAUACGAAACAAACCCACUGCAAAAGAAGAGACGGAGGGAGUCAUUAAAAUGAAACUGAAAGAAAUAAUGAUGUCCGUGGAUUUAGAUGAAGUUACCUCAAAAUACAUACGCAGUCGAUUAGAGGAACACUUGGAUAUGGAUUUGGGUGAAUACAAAUCAUUUAUUGACGAAGAAAUGCUUAUGAUAUUAGGACAGAUGGAUGCUCCCACCGAAAUAUUUGACCACGUCUAUUUGGGCUCAGAAUGGAAUGCUAGUAAUUUGGAGGAAUUGCAAAAGAAUGGUGUACGCCAUAUUUUAAAUGUGACCCGUGAGAUAGACAACUUUUUUCCGGGAAUGUUCGAUUAUUUGAAUAUUCGCGUGUACGACGAUGAAAAAACCAACUUACUUAAACACUGGGACAACACGUUCCGUUAUAUAACCAGAGCAAAAGCUGAGGGUUCCAAAGUCUUAGUUCACUGCAAAAUGGGUGUCAGUCGUUCGGCGUCUGUAGUAAUAGCGUAUGCAAUGAAAGCCUACAAUUGGGAAUUUCAAAAAGCCUUGCAACAUGUAAAGGAAAGACGAAGCUGUAUAAAACCCAAUAAGAAUUUCUUGAAUCAAUUGGAAACUUAUAGGGGAAUGUUAGAUGCCAUGAAAAACAAAGAGAAACUGCAGCGCAGUAAAAGUGAAACUAAUUUGAAGAGCACAAAAGAUGCCCGACUUUUGCCGGGCAGUGAGCCAACACCCUUGAUACAGGCCCUGAACCAGUCGAAAUCUAAGUCCGGAGGGGAUAGCAAUGAUGUCGAAGUGAAUGUGAGUGUCGCCGCCUUGGAUCCUAUGGCAGUGCCAGCCAUGGUAACACUAGCUCGACCGACCGUACGUGGGGAACAUAAAAAUAGACGUCUAUUAAGGAGAUCAAGUAGCACUUCCCCACGUACAAUCCAGACGCCAAUAUCAUCCAUUAUUGUUAUGAAACAACAGUCACAGAGUUUGGAGAAUUUAACUCCGGAUCGUAGCAUAGCAGAAGAACCAAAAAACAUGCGCUUUCCUGGGAGCAAUGGAGAAAAUUAUAGCGUAACACAAAAUCAAGUAUUACACAUACAAAAGCACACACCACCGUCAGACGCUGCGUCGAUGACACAACGUAAAACUAUGGUCUUAGUAAAUGAAGUGCAAAAGAUGCAUACAUCGCCACCGGCCGCCACAUCAGUGCGAACAAUCGUGCACGAUUUGGAAAACCACCAAAUAAAUGAUCCAAACCGAAAAGUUACAGAGGAUAGGAAAUCUUUAAGUUUGCCAUUUGGAAAAACCGCGGAGGACGAUGAUUAUGCAAAAAUUGCUGAAGUACCACAAUCAUCAGCAUCAGGAUCAGGAUCAGGAAGUGAAACUACUACUGUUACAAAAAUGGGUAGUCCUGUGUGGACAUCAUCCUCGAAGUUAAUAACUCAAACUUCUAACAUUAAUUCUAGUACGUCUCUUAAUCGAGAAGAGGCCAUUCAGAAACGCCAACAUAACCGCAAAACUCAAUCAUGGGCUGCAACUAGUGGCGGUAUUAUUAUGGAUACUUCUGCUUUGGGCUCCAACAGCAGCAUCGAUUCAAUAUCAACUCAAACUUCUGCACCUGCGGCAAUUUCAACAGCUCCCGCAUACGAAAGUAUUGUGAAAACACGUUCCCGCCAAAGAGAACUGCCUUCUCGACAUGCUUCCUGGGGGUCCGGCGAUAAUCGCUGCGGUAUGCCAAUACGUAACAGCUCCUGGGGAGCGUUUGAUACAAACCGCAACAGUUGCCAGUACAACUUUAAUCAACAUGCAAAUGCUAAUGCCAUUUUUGAAGGUCAGAUUCAUGAGCUAUCUACGAGUGAUAAGACUGUUUCCGCCGAAUUCCGAACAACUCAACAACAGCUUCCACAUCAUUUCGGCACCGUUAAGCGGACCAAACAAAAGCUUGAAGAAUCCACGAACCUCAAAAAGCUCUGUCAAGAGAAUGGCACCGAAGCGGAAAGCCCCACUACUAUUAACGCUGCGGAUGAAGGCUUAGAAUCGUUUCAUCCCAAACGCAGUUCCAACUUGUUUCGGUCUGCGUCCGCUGCAGCUGGAACGCGUACACGAUUUGCUCAGCGAUGUAAUAGUGAAGAAAUUGUACCGAGUAGUGGGGGCGGAAUAGGCGUUUGUAGCGGUGGUGUAAUGUUUCAAACAACACAGUUGUCUCCAGGAAGGCGCAGUGAAGGUAGCCGCUGCGCAACAUCCGAUUUAUUUUCGGUAUCAGCGCCCGAAGCCUAUACUAUGUCGGAUAUUGAAAAUAAAAACACGGUAUCGGGAAGCGGUAGUGACGAGGAAAAUGUUAUUUUAAGAAGUGACAUUCAAGCAGCAGUGAUGGCCACCACAGAAGAUCAAAGAGUUUCUGGCAAUGUUCAAAUUCUUAAGAAGAAUUUUGAAGCUAAAGCAGGUGGCGCGGCAAUUCCAGGAUCCCACUCGGGUAUUUCUAAUCAGACACCUGUUAACCCAACAACGGGAAAUCUUGCUACAAAUAAGCCAUCCAAAGGUCAUCAAUCACUGCCAUCAUCGCCAGUGGCUCAGCAUCAUGUCGAUCAUCAACAUAAUCAACAAAUUCACAUGAAACCACAAUUUCUAGAACAAAGCCUAACAUCAAACCAAGCCCAUGCCAACAUGACAACCUCCUUAUCAUCUGAUCAAACAGAUAGAAAUGUAAAAGGCUUGGUACAUAAAUAUCAAACGUCAUCUUCGACAAGUGCAAAUAUGCCGACUAAGUUAACUAUCCAACACCAGCCACCAAGUUCAACCACUGCGAACUCUGCAAUAUAUAAACCCAGACCACGGUCGUACUACGAACAACAGAGGUCGAUGUCCGGCAAACCCCAUGAAUUCAGCGAAAGCCGACCACCGCCAGCGCCGCAAAAAGUCGCAACAUUAAAUGCCUCCCAUCAUCUGACAGAGGGCAUACUAACGCAACAACAACAACAACCACCACAGCAAAGACGUUUGCAACAGCAUGGGAAAACUCAUCCACUCGCUAGGCUAAGUCUACCAAAGCAAAGCUUCAAUGCAGCCGCUUACAAUACCAUAUUUUUUCGCAUGUUGCGCUCCGUCAAGUAUUCCUUUGAUUACACCAACAUCAUAUGCUAUUGCAACGACCACACCAACAGCCAACAAUAGCACCAAAAAAUAUGUUUUUUUUAUAAUAUGUUCAAAAAUUAUUAUUAACCUCGGCUAGUAAGUUCAGAUCAAUUCUGUUCGAAUUCAUUUUGAACUUUCCAAACCCUUCACCCUUCUUUUACAAUUCCCACAACUAUUUAUCCAUUA